Aspergillus sclerotioniger CBS 115572 is the source of this 873-nucleotide messenger RNA. Its product is annotated as bZIP transcription factor. Gene Ontology annotation, molecular function: DNA-binding transcription factor activity. The transcript is spliced from 2 exons. NCBI's taxonomy places the organism in Eukaryota, Fungi, Ascomycota, Eurotiomycetes, Eurotiales, Aspergillaceae. Gene Ontology annotation, biological process: regulation of DNA-templated transcription. The record is from RefSeq and is a predicted model, not a curated record. The coding region runs from base 4 to 873 and encodes 289 amino acids.
AUCAUGUCCAGUUCGACCCUCACCUCAGCAGACAAGAAACGUCUGCGCGAUCGUCGCGCCCAACAAGCCCUGCGCAGCAAGAAGCAGCAGUACACUGCGCAGUUGGAAGACAAGGUGGCGCAUUGCGAGCGUUACCACGAUGAUAGCAGCACGCAGCAUCUGAUGCGGGUGAUUGAGGGGUUGCAAAGAGAGAAUGAGAUGUUGCGAAGGCGCCAGGAGGGGUUGAAGGCUCUUGUGGAGUCGUGGGAGGAGCUAGACCUCAACCCUCCCCCUCCACUCCGACACCCCAUCACCCCCUCCCUCCUCUUCCUCACCCUCCCUCCCACCACCAUCACCACCUGCCCCCCAUCCCCCAACCCAUUAGACCUCCUCUACGGCACAAACACCAACCCCCUCGCCCACGCAAUCUACACACACUCCCUCCGCCGACCCCUCCGCGACCCCGAACGCCUCGCCUUCGGCUGGCUCAGCUACCACUACGCAAAAUGGCUCUUCGACCCAUCCCCAUCCACAUUCUCCCACCUCCCCAUCUUCCUCCACCCCGUCCCCGAACAACUCAGCAUCCCCCACCCGGCCAGUCUCGACCUCCUCAUCUGGCCUGAAAUCCGAGUAAACCUGAUCCGGGAAUGGGGCAGCUACACAGGGCAAAAAGACGACCUCUUUGGGUUUCUGGCCUGUUGUUUGAAGGUGCGGUGGCCGUGGGGAGAGCCCGUGUUGGAGAGAGAUAAGGGGAAUGAGCUUGUCGUUAGGGAGGAGUUUUUGGAGAGGUUUAUGUGUGUGAAUGGGUGGGGGAUUACGAGAGAGUUUGUGGGUGUUUAUCCGGGGGUGGUGAGGGGGGUCGAUGUGGGGAGGGUUUUGGUGGAGGUUGGUUAG